AUGACUGAGCACAAGCACGAUCAUGGACAUGGGCACGGUCAUGGGCACGAUCACCAUCACCACCAUCAUGGUGAUGCUUUAUCCUUUACAUGAACUUUUACUUAUGCAGCUAAAGCAUGGAAUCACCCCGAAGGCAAACUAUUGAUUACAUUUGUAUGUGUUUUAAUUGGAUCAUGCAUAUUCGAAAUUGCAAGUGGGACAUUUAACAGUGAUAGUCGUUUAGUAUCUGAUGGAUUUCGCAGCGGGUUCCAUGGGCUUAGUGUCUACGCUGGAUUGAUUGGUUUAGCCUAUGGUUUGAACCAUGAUAAGCCAGAUAAAAAAUGCACAUUUGGCUAUGAUCGAACACAAAUUGUUGUAGCAUUUGGAAAUGCUAUUUUUGGGUUUUUUAUUGGGAUUUUUGAACUAUUAGAAUCAAUGCAUGAGCUAGCAAAUGGCCCUAGAGCUCAUACAGGCACUGACUCACUAUUUUUACUAUUUUUUAAAGUGAUAUUUGAAGCUUUUAUAUAUGUCAACAUACGAAAGUUUAUGGAUAAUAAUGGCAACAGGCCUCCUAUCUAUGAUAACUUAGGCGUUAUUGCAAUACAGUGCUUUAGUGCCUUUGUGAGUGAAUCUCUGUACUUAAUAAGUACAUUUCUCAAUUUGGAAGAGGCGAUUUUUCCAUUUUAUUGCAUAGAGCCUCUAUUAAAUUCUCUAUGAACAAUCAGCACAAUUUUCAUGCUGAAGCCUUAUUUAUUCAGGAAUGGGAAUAUUUUAUUGCUCAAAUCACCAUUAGGAAAGGCUAAGGAUUUAUUAGUGAAAAAAGAAAGAGAAGUUUCAUUGAUUGAAGGUGUUCAGUCAAUAAAAUCUGAAAAAGUCUGGAUGCUCACUGCAAAUUCGCUUGUAGGUGCCAUCAAACUUUCAAUCCAUGAAGGUUCUGAUCCAUCAGUCAUAAUACAAAAGACCCAUGAAAUUUUGAGCGGAGUUAUUGAGCAUUUGAAUAUUGAAGUUUUUAUUGAUAAAGACAAUGGAAAAAAUAAAGAAAAAGUUUUAGAAAAGAGCCAACAUAAUAACAUAGAAGUAGUAGCUUUAUAA
Blepharisma stoltei is the source of this 1071-nucleotide messenger RNA. The record is from the annotation of a GenBank genome assembly. Lineage: Eukaryota; Ciliophora; Heterotrichea; Heterotrichida; Blepharismidae.